Aspergillus aculeatus ATCC 16872 is the source of this 3651-nucleotide messenger RNA. RefSeq lists its product as uncharacterized. The transcript is spliced from 2 exons. Lineage: Eukaryota; Fungi; Ascomycota; Eurotiomycetes; Eurotiales; Aspergillaceae. Gene Ontology annotation, molecular function: ATP-dependent chromatin remodeler activity; nucleic acid binding; hydrolase activity, acting on acid anhydrides, in phosphorus-containing anhydrides. The coding region runs from base 1 to 3651 and encodes 1216 amino acids. The record is from RefSeq and is a predicted model, not a curated record.
AUGGCUUCCUCCGACGCCGCCCUGUUGUUGAACCCACGGGCGCACAGAAAACAACUACAGAACAAGAAUGGUAAAGCCUCCCUGGAGCCCGAGCUCGAGCCCGCAUCAUCCUCCUCUCACCAGGACCCCACUUCAUCCUCCCCCGACGUCGCUGGUUCCCCGCACGACGAAGAAGGACCUCUGUCUUCGCUCCUCUUUUCGACGUUGCAUUGCCCCUCGUCCCCUUCCCUUGGAAGUAACACUCUUGGACCAGACACGGAAGACUCAUCGUUUCCAGGAUCCUCGACGAACCCACCGGACUCUUCCUCCACACCCGCCUCGCAGCGCAGUCCUGCCUCGUCCGUGGCGCCGCCGGGUACCGCCUCGGCCGCACAUCUACUCCUCAACAGCCCGCGCCGGCGCCAGCAGAGAAGGGGCGCCUCAAGAACGAACUCCCUCCCGAACUCGAAUAUGACAUCACGGUCUGGGACGCGAACCCCUUCGCUGGCGGGGGAUGCGACGAGCGCUUUGGCGCAGGUACAUCAGGCUGCGCCUACAAUCGAUGUUGAGUUUGCGAGCGCGAGCUCGGACUUUGAAGGCGACGAUCGCACGAGCAUCAAACGCAGCUCCGAGCACCUCGACGAUGACGGCCCUGAUGCGCGUCAUGGGAGUUUCAUAGAGAAUAUGUACGGGGUGGAAAGACGUGCGAGUCAGCCGAUCAAGAGGGUAAAGGUAGAGAAGGAUCAAGAAAUGAAGGCUGGGCAAAGUACAAACUUCUCCGGGACUGGAAACUCGGAACUCGGCGGAUGGAUGAAGGAAGGGCGGGACCAGGCGGAUUCGUCCUCGUCCACCGGGAAUGUCGUGGACUUGACUACAGAUGUAUCAGCUGCAGCCACCGACGACGAUGACAUACAGGUCACUGGGUCUAAUGAUCUCAGUCUACAGAGGGUAUGUUAUGGGAAGAUUGAGGGGGCGACGGUGCAAGCGCAGUUGGUCCCGAAGCCUUCGACCCACUCUCUUUUCGCAGACUCAACGCACGACUGGCCGUCAAUGAAACUCGGGGUGCAUCGGCAAACGCGCGGGAACAACCGCAUUGAAGUUUCUGACCCAAAUGGGAAGAUCUUUGGUGUGAUUGAUGCCAGAACAGCAGCCGUCAUUGCACCGUUACUGGAUUCGCCUGCCGUGAAGGUGGACCUGACUGCGCGGCUGGAUUUUCGACGGCGGAAGGAGGGCGAAUGGCCAUGGGUACCAUGUUCCGAGACCUACCGGGCGUCUAUCAAUCUAUACGGCCUCAGGAAAGAUGCUACGCUGGUCGGCAAGCACCUCGGCCAGCAUAAUGUAUGGCUUACGUCUCCAGUUGCGGUGGAACAGGGUGUGCCGACACUUAAUCCACACGCUGAGAUGCGGAGGGCUCAGGCUGCGUUUUUGCCGUCCGUGGCCGCCAGGGGUCGCGUAGGGGUCAACUAUGAGGUGCGAACCGCUGAGGAAGUCAACGAUGCAGUGAUGAAAAUGUUCGACCAGCUCCAGAGCAAUGAUAAUCUGCCUGAAAUGGAGCCCCCUUCUGGGCUGCGCACAUCUUUGCUUCGUCAUCAGAAGCAAGCACUCUGGUUCAUGACUGAAAAGGAAAAGCCGCGCAGAUUCGGUCCUAACGAAGCAGACAACAACUCGCUAUGGCGAAGGGAUUACCGGUCCGGCGGCAGGAGGAAAUACCGCGAAAUCAUCAGUGGCACGGUGCUCGACGAGGAGCCCCCGCAAAGCUUAGGUGGACUGUUGGCAGAUAUGAUGGGCCUUGGCAAGACGUUGAGUAUUCUCUCGCUGGUUCUGACUUCGUUGGAAGAGUCUACCAAAUGGGUGAAACAGGUUCCAGAUCCCGCGCUGGUCAAGAGCCUCCCUGGCAUCCGCAAUACUAAGACUACGCUGCUGGUGGCGCCUCUCAGCGCGGUUAACAACUGGGUGGCGCAGAUCAAGGAGCAUCUCGAAGAGGACGCAAUCUCAUACUACGUCUUCCAUGGCUCGUCUCGGACCAACGAUGUGGAAGAACUGUCCAAAUAUGAUCUUGUCAUCACGACGUACAGCAUCGUCCUCAGCGAAUUAUCGGGGAGGGGGGCGAAACGGGGGGUGAGUCCGUUGACCAAGAUGAACAUGUUCCGAAUCGUUCUGGACGAAGCCCAUACCAUCCGCGAACAGAGCGCAGCCCAGACUCAGGCCAUCCUCAGACUGAACUCGCAGCGCCGCUGGUCCGUGACCGGCACACCCAUCCAAAAUCGUCUGGAGGAUCUGCUCUCCGUGACGAAAUUCCUCGGUCUUUACCCUUACGACGACCGGGGUCGCUUUGGCAUGUACAUCCUAAGUCGCUUCAAGACAGGCGAUGCGACCGUGCUAGCCAGUUUGCGAGUGCUUGUGGAUUCGUUCACGCUGCGUCGAGUCAAGGACAAGAUCGAUCUGCCUCCGCGACAGGAUAUGAUCGUCAUGCUGAACUUCACCGAAAAGGAACGCCAGCUCCACGAGUUCUUCCGCAGGGAGUCGAAUGUGAUGAUGCGGGUGAUUGCCGGCGAAGAGAAAUCGAAGAUGAAAGGGCGAAUGUACCACCACAUUCUCAAGGCCAUGAUGAUCCUGCGCCAAGUCAGCGCCCACGGCAAGGAGCUUUUGGAUCCGGACGACCGCAAGCGGAUCAAGGGACUGAGUGUGCAGGAUGCGAUCGACCUGGAAGAGGGAGCGGGCGGCGAUAGCAGCGGCGCAACCGACAAGAAGUCCUACGAGAUGUUCACACUCAUGCAGGAGUCGUCGGCCGACACCUGUGCCACGUGCGGCAAGCGGCUCGAGGAGCCCAGUGCUGACAACGGCGCGGUCGACCGCCAAGCGGCCGUGGCCAUUGUGCUUCCCUGCUUCGACGUGCUCUGCCCGGACUGCUUCUCCGGGUGGACCCAGGCGUUCGAGCAAGCGCAGAUGAGCCACUCCCCGAACCUUCGGUGCCAGGUCUGCGACGGCUGGAUCCCGGCCUCGUACUCCAUCAUCACCGUGGGCGGGCUCCAAGACUACCUGGGGGACCAGGCGCGGGCGAAACAGAGCCGCAAACACGUGAAGCAGAUGGGCGAGUACGAAGGCCCGCACACCAAGACCAACGCGCUGGUGGCACAGCUGCUCGCCACGGCGGAGGAGAGCCAGAACCAGAACCAGAGCCAGGGCGAGUCGCAGCGGCCGUACAAGAGCGUGGUGUUCUCGGCGUGGACGUCGCACCUGGACCUGAUCGAGAUCGCACUGCGCGACAACGGGCUGCCGGGGUUCACGCGGCUGGACGGGACGAUGACGCUGGCGGCGCGCAACAAGGCGCUCGAGGAGUUUCAGCACAACGACGCGAUCACGGUGCUGCUGGCGACGAUUGGGGCGGGCGGCGUGGGGCUGAAUUUGACCUCGGCGUCCAAGGUGUACAUCAUGGAGCCGCAGUACAACCCGGCGGCGGUGGCGCAGGCGGUCGACCGCGUGCACCGCAUCGGCCAGACGCGGCCGGUGACGACGGUGCAGUUCAUCAUGGCGGACAGCAUCGAGGAGAAGAUCUUUGAGCUGGCCAAGAAGAAGCAGCAGCUGGCGGAUCUGAGCAUGAACCGGGGGAAGUUGGAUAAGCGGGAGGUGCAGGAGCAGCGGAUGCGCGAAUACCGGAGUUUAUUCAAGUGA